Carica papaya (papaya) is the source of this 1691-nucleotide messenger RNA. RefSeq names its product FAF-like protein (DUF3049). The record is from RefSeq and is a predicted model, not a curated record. Lineage: Eukaryota; Viridiplantae; Streptophyta; Magnoliopsida; Brassicales; Caricaceae.
ACCUGCUUCGUCUUCCUUCUCUCUUCACCUCUUGCAACUCAAGCAACCCCCCCCCAGUGGUCUCCAUAUCCAGACCUCUGUUGGAUGCUUUUUGCUUCCAUUGUAUUUUAAUUACCCUGAUCAUUACCCACCUCUUCAAUCAUGUCUGCUAUUCGAUUGUCUUCAACUCUCAAAAUGGAGGACGAAGCAUUGGUUACUAAGAAACAGGGGAUUAUCUCCAUUCUUGGUUCUGAUUCUGAAAGGUCUUCUUCUUCCUCUGGUUCGCUGAGAAGAACUCUUUCAGCUGACAUGUCUUCUAAAAAAUGGCUUUCUCAACAUGGGUUGAAGAAAACGGCGUCGUCUGAACAAUUCCUUGUGUCCAUAGCUGACUCCUGUGAAACGGCGUCGUCCGAACAAUUCCUCAACUCCUGUAAAACGGCGUCGUCUGAGCAGUUCCUCGUGUCCAUCGCUGACUCCUGUUCGUCUGAUGACUACGAAGAAACCAGCAAGAAGGAAGUUGAAAACCCAGCUCAAUUUGAUAUAUGGAGCUCGAUUCUAUCCCAGAAAUCUCAGCAAGAUUCAAACAAAAACCUCCCUGCUCCGUAUAUUCAUCCUCUGGUGAAAAGAUCGGCCAGCUCGUUGAGUGAAAAAAGUCUUCAAAUCUGCACAGAGAGUCUUGGAUCCGAAACCGGGUCUGAUGGGUUCUCAUCUUAUCCGUCUUCUGAAACUGGUGACAUGGAGGAAGAUAAAGAAGAUCAAGAUCAACGACAUGAACAACAACAGAGCUUUGAAGGUUUUUAUGUCGAAAAAGCACCAAGAAUUUAUACUUCUAAGUACAAGAAAUUGCCAGAAAGAUCUUUUCCUCCUCCAAUUCCUUCUCUGACUCGUCAAGACGGAGCUUCUCUCCGCAUGAGAACAGUUCGUGAUAAUGGCCGGUUGGUUCUUGAAGCUGUCUCUGUUCCUUCACAGAACAACUUUCGUGCAGAACGCCAAGACGGCCGCCUUGUCCUCACCUUCAAUUCUCCUGAAAUGAUCGAACCCGAAGACGAGGACGAGGACGAAGACGAAGACGAAUCGUUUCAGUUUGACGAGCUCGAACUCGAAAACUUCGGAGAAGAAGAUGAAGAGACCGAAACAGAUGAAGAAGAAGAAGAAGAAGAAGAAGAAACAGAGGAGGAAGAAACGAAGUUACCAAGUGGGGUAAUAAAUUUUCACAGGCUGGCUCUUAUGGUGAAUAAUAAGCCCAUGGGUUUGGUAAACAACAGAAACCAAACAUGGCCUAAAAAAAUUAAUGAAAUAGUCAAGUUUGAGGAGGAUAUAGUGAUUGACAAACUAGACCCAACAGCCACUCCGCUAGCCCAAUCACUUCCUCCGCGUCCGCGCGUCGGUCGGCUUAUCCCGUCUCCACGAUCUCCGGUAACCGUGACAACGGCCGCCUCGUCGUUGAACGCUUACGAGUACUACUGGAAGAGGCCCAAGCCCAUAACCAAUGUCUUUAACCCAAUUCCCCAUCACUCGCCGUCCGGUAAGAAUCCAACGACAGGUUACGAACAACAACAACAACAACAACAAGGAGACGGAUUGAUGGUUUUGCGAGAGAACGAAAAGGGCGAGUACUUGGUGCGGAUGACGAAAGGGUGUAAAGAGCCAAGGAGGUCAAUUAUAUUCUGGGAGCCUUACUGCAUAGCCACAUCUUGAAUCUGAUCAAGGAA